This is a messenger RNA of Patella vulgata (common limpet), 6856 nucleotides long. Its product is annotated as low-density lipoprotein receptor-related protein 4. Lineage: Eukaryota; Metazoa; Mollusca; Gastropoda; Patellidae. The record is from RefSeq and is a predicted model, not a curated record. Bases 7 to 2925 code for a protein of 972 amino acids. Gene Ontology annotation, biological process: receptor-mediated endocytosis involved in cholesterol transport; Wnt signaling pathway involved in somitogenesis; chemical synaptic transmission. The transcript has 21 exons.
GAUCCCAUGUCAGGGUAUAUGUAUUGGACUGAUUGGGGUUCAAAGGCUAAAAUAGAGCGAGCUGGUAUGGACGGCAGUGAGCGUAAAAUAUUGUUUAAAGAUAAUCUAACAUGGCCGAAUGGAUUAGCAAUAGAUUAUAAUAAUGAAAGAUUAUAUUGGACGGAUGCCAGUAUGAAAACUAUUGAAUCUAGUACACUGACAGGACGAGAUAGAAAGUAUGUGAUAGAGUUAGGUCUAGAUCACCCAUUUGGUUUGGCGAUACACGGUGAUUAUAUGUACUGGACAGACUGGAUAACAGAGAGUAUACAUUACGCUAAUAAAAAGACUGGACGUGAGAGAGGUGUAUUACUGUCGGAUCUCGGACAUUUGAUGGAUAUUCAUGUUUAUCAUCAAAACAGGGAGGAGAUUCCUACUACAUGCAGUGAAAAUAAUGGUGGAUGCAGCCAUCUUUGUUUAGUUGCUCCAUUACCCACAAGUCAUAGCUGUGCGUGUCCGACUGGAAUCCUGUUAAAAUCAGAUAAUAAAACAUGUGAAGAAGAGAUGCAGCAUUUUCUGAUAUUUGCUAGAAGAGCUGAUAUAAGGAAGUUAUCACUGGAUGUUCCGUACUAUGCAGAUGUGGUUAUACCAGUAGGAGAGUUAACUAACUCUAUAGCUAUUGAUGUUGAUAAAGCAGAAGGAAAAGUUUACUGGACUGAUACUUUAUCAGAUACGAUAUCACGAUCAAAUUUAGACGGAUCACGGCGAGAACAUGUGUUAAAGCAUGGGUUACAGACGGCAGAUGGACUGGCCGUGGAUUCGGUAGGGAGAAAGAUAUACUGGACAGACGCCGGUCAUAAACGAAUAGAAGUUGCUUGUCUAGAUGGAGAUAUGAGGAAAGUUUUAUUCUGGGAAGAUUUAGAUCGACCACGAGCUAUAGCUUUACAUUAUCAUGCUGGAUAUAUGUUUUGGACUGAUUGGGGUAAAAAUCCUUCCAUACAGCGAGCAGACAUGGAUGGUGGAAAUAGAAAAAUCUUAAUCUCCGAUCAAAUGGUUUGGCCAAAUGGACUUGCAGUUGAUUAUGCAAACUCAAGAAUUAUCUGGGGUGAUGCAAAAACAGAGGUGAUUGAGUGUUCAGAUCUACAUGGAAAUUAUCGCCGAGUUCUCGUAGCAAAAGUUGCUCAUCCUUAUGGACUGGCCGUCUCCGGGAAUUGGAUCUACUGGACAGACUGGAGGGCCAUGUCUAUUAAUCGAGCCAAUAAAAACACAGGAAAGAACAUCAGUAUUAUAAGAGAAAAUUUAGUCGGAAUUAUGGAUAUCCAUGCAGUCAAUAUGAAACAUGUUGAAACGUAUAUAAAUCGCUGUGGUAACAACAAUGGUGGAUGUAGCCAUCUUUGUUUGCCACGACCUCAAGGUUAUUCAUGUGCCUGUCCGACUGGUCUUGUUCUACUCGAUGACAAGAAAACAUGUCCUCACAUGCCAAGUGAAUAUUUAUUAUUUGCUAGUCGUGCCAAUAUACGCUAUAUCUCCAUGGAUACCGAUGACAGGUCGGACGUCUAUUUACCUAUCAACGACCUUCACAAUGUCAUUGCCCUUGAUUACGAUUAUAAAGACAAUAAAGUUUAUUAUACUGAUGUAUAUUUAGAUGUUAUCAGACGAGCUGAUCUAAAUGGUAGUAAUGUAGAAACGGUCAUAGAGAAACAACUUUCUACCACAGAUGGACUCGCUGUUGAUUGGAUCGCUAAAAAUAUUUACUGGACUGAUACAGGACGUGAUGUGAUAGAAGUAGCCAGAACAGAUGGAUCAUGUAGAAGAACUCUGAUAUCAUCAGGUCUAGAUGAACCUCGAGCUAUUGCUCUCUUUCCUAAAAAAGGUUUGAUGUUUUGGACAGAUUGGGGAGUUCACCCUAAAAUAGAAAAAGCGUAUUUAACUGGUUCCUCACGUCGAGUUAUAGUUAAUGAUGAUAAUCUUGGUUUUCCGAAUGGUUUAUCAAUAGACUAUGAGAUGAAGCGUUUAUACUGGGUAGAUGCUAAACUUGAUAAAAUAGAAACCUCAGAUUUAAAUGGUAGAAAUCGUGUGACAUUGAUAAAUAAAGUUCCUCAUCCAUUUGGUUUAACUGUGUAUGGGAAGUAUAUUUACUGGACAGAUUGGCAGACAGAGAGAAUAGAAAGAGCUGACAAAGAUACUGGCACUAAUCGUCAUCUUGUACAGUCAAAUCUUGAAGGUUUGAUGGACAUCCAUCUUGUUUCAGCUGACAGACAAGGAGGUAUUAAUCAAUGUGGUAAUAACAAUGGAGGGUGUACACAUCUAUGUUUAGCUUUACCUAAUGAUUUUGUCUGUGAAUGUCCAAAUGAACCUGACAAUCGACCUUGUCUUAGAUUUCCUCUAGGAGAUGGACUGUCAGGAGGUAUCGCUAAUAUUGAUAUUAAUUCUGGUAAUAGUAAAAAUAGAUGUAGUGAUGAAGAUGCCAAGAAAGGUUUAUGUCAAAAAGCAAUUCAAAAUAAUUCUAAAUUACAUGGAUGGUAUUUAGCGCUACUCGUCAUAACUAUUUUAAUAUUACUUGGUUUUAUAAUCUUCUUUAUUGUAUGGAAACGUAGACAAAGAAGACGACGGUAUAAUGUUGACGUAUUUUCAACUUUAACCUACGCAAAUCCUAAUUAUCAAAAAACAAGUACAGAAACAAUCAAUUCAGAUUCAAGAUCUUUACGUGGAUGGCAACUCUUCCGCUAUAAUAAAAGUGAGGAGAGAAUUAUUGUUAUACCAGCUGAUUCAGAUUCAGCCAAUCAACAUCCAGAGACAACAGCUUUAGUUCAUCAGAUGGAGACCAGCAUAUCUCCGCAAGCGUCGCAUCAUGCUGAAACACGCAGUAUAACCCGAAAUAUCUUUAAAAAUAACCCACGCUACACAGAAACAUUACCCAAUGUUCCAUACCAACCAGUUGAUACUUGAUUAUUUUUAUUAUGCGAUUUAUGCGUGAUUGUUUUUUUAUCCCUCCGCAAUUUGUGCUAAACAAUGAAAAAUGUGUCAGUAGACUUUUGUGUGUCCAUAAUUUGGAACAGUAGAGAAGUACCAAAGAGUUGUCUAACCUUUGACAAUCAUGGAGUCAAAUGGAUGUACUAUUGUUCCUAUGACGUCUCUGUGUUGAUCUGAGAUGUGGGAUGAAAGUGAAUUGAAAACAAUGAAAUCCAUCUUCCAGAAAAGCUAAGUUAAAAAACUCCUGUGAAUUGAUGACCUUUUCGUCACUGGAAAACAAGUUGAAGUAGGCCUUCUGGUCAAUGCAGAAUGUGUUAAGAGUGUCGUCAUGGAAACAGUUGUAUUAAAUGUAAGGGCAUGAUGGAGACACACCUCAAACUUUAUUAUUAGCGUUUCAAAUUUAAUGUGAAUUAAUAAUUAAUAUUACUACUUAUUAAUUAACUUGACAUAUAUGGGACAGUGAUGUUAAUGACCGAACCUAAUUUACUGCGAGUCCAGAUUACUGUGUUCGCUAGGGGAUCAAAUCUCUGUUUGAUAUGAUACAGUUGUUAUUAGUGAAGAAGGCAGCAGUACAGGAAUAUGUGUAGAAACUUUGUAAAUAUAUAAACCUAACCAUAUUCUUUAGAAAAGUUGUGAUCAUCUUACAAACUAAAAAUUUACAUUGUCAAUCUAUGUGCCAUGUUUAUUAAAUUUAGAUCUGUUUCACAAAAUUUGGAAAAACAUUGAUUUGUUUCUAUAGAAACUUUGUGAUUGGAACAUUACUAACAUACUAUUCAACAUUUUAAAUCUACAAUUAAUUCUGAGAAAAUGGGAAAAGGGUUUCCAGAACCAUGGAUUAAGUCAAGUUUCUUUUGCGAAGUUUUAGCUAGACUCAUGGUCGGACACUUUGCGAAGUUUUAGCUGGGCUCAUGGCCGGAGUCUUUAGAUAAAUCAAAGAGUUUUCCAAAACCAAAGAUCUAUUGAAUUGUUUUUGCGAAGUUUUAGCUACUCAUGGCUGAACAAAUAAAUCAGAAUAGUUUUUUGGCACCAAAGAUUGAUUGAAUUUGUUUUUUGCCAAGUUUUAUAUAGGCUCAUGGCCGGUCACUUCAGAUAAAUUAAAAGGGAAGGAGGGUUAAUGAGAGAGAAUGAGGGGAGCUAUUACUGUGAUAAUUAUAAAUGUCUUCAUUAUUGUGAAUUAACUAUUCUUAUUGUAAAGCUGCUGCUGUUGUUAACUUCACCUAUCUAUGUGUUUAUGAAGGCUGUUGCGGUUAAGUACAACUAUGAUUUAAUAAACAGAUUAUACUUCAGACUGUAAACUAUGAUUUUAGAAAUAGAUUAUAAUUCAGACUAUAAACUGUGAUUUUAGAAAUAGAUUAUAAUUCAGAUUAAACUAUGAUUUUAGAAAUAGAUUAUAAUUCAGACUGUAAACUAUGAUUUAAGAAAUAGCUUAUAAUUCAGACUAUAUAAUAUAAUUUUAAAAAUAGAUUAUAAUUCAGACUUUGAACUAUUGUUACUGCAGAUUUCAGAAAUAGAUGUUACCUCAGACCAUAAACUAUAAGUUUAGAAAUAGAUUAUACUUCAGACCAUAAACUCUGAUUAUACUUCAGACUAUGAAUGAUUAAUGGAAUUUAGAUUGAAAUACUGCCAGAUAUUAUUUGUGUAUAUAUUUAUUUUAUGUAUUCUAGUAUAUUAAUUUACCAUAUUAAAUUACAAUAUGAUAUUAAAAUGUUAUAUAUGUCUAUUUGUCUUCUGAUUGCAACAGUGAACAGGCCCAUGUGUAUGCAUUAAACUUACUUAAGAUUUUGUUUUGUUUAGAUAUCUGUUUAAAUUAGGGUUGCCAAUUACAUUAUUGUGAAAGAUGCCUUUCUAGCAGGAAUAGUCAUCCAAAAAUAAUUCAAACCCUUUCAAUACUUACAACAAUAUGAUAAAUUGAAAAUAUUCUCUUCCAUAUCACUGGCUGAAAAAUGUUUGUAUGUAUUAAAAUUAUUUGAAGUUUAUUUAAAUUUUGUCUGCAAUUGCUAGAACUCUUUGGAUGAAAUGUUUUUAUUAACUUGAUAAAAAGAAUCAAAUUUGACUGCAAUUGCUAGAAUCUUGGAAUGAAAUGAUUUUAUUCACUUGAUAAAAAGAUUGCUAGAAUCUAAAACAUCUUCACAAACCUAUAGGUAUUUAAUCACUGUUAUCUUUUGUGCUUAUAAAUCUGUGUUCAUUUCGUUCAAAAAUAAAUAUGGCACAUGAAAUGAUUUCUGACAUUAUUACCUUUAUUGUUAUUUUAAUAAUGUAUUUUAGGAUUUUUUAAUCCAUUUUAUUGGCGCCAGGGAGUAAAAUAUGUAUGCCACUCUUACUUCGACUAAAGUUUGUUUGAAGUUUUACUUACUUUAUCUUCUCCUUUGACAAUAUUAACAUGACUGCUUCUCGAAGUGGGUAUGCUUGAGGUCUUAAGAUCUGACAUUGACUCUAGUGAUGUGGUUUCUAUUCCUAGGCUUCACUUUCCUUACACUGCUAAAGACUUGUAUUAAAACCUGUACCAUAUAUUAGUUAUGAAAUGUUCUAGGUUUUGUUGAGUGGACAACACACCCUCUCUCUGUCCCGUUCUCUCUCACGAAAUGAUCUUUUAAUAAUCAGAGAAAAAAAUUUAAAGCUAAAUCUGUAGUUAAAGUAAGAGUGUCAUGUAUUACCUUUAGAGCUGUUACUCUUUUAUUUAAUAAGAUUUUUUUUAAAUUUUGAAUUAAAGUUUUUAUUAAUCAACAAGAUAAACUACCUCUGACAACUAAAAGUCAACAUACAGACAAACACAUUAAAAAUGGCGAUUUUUACACUCAGAGAUGUUUAUUUAUAAAGACAUUAAAUAUUGUAUAUAAACUAGACAACUGAUAGCAUGGUACAUUAUAUACUAAAGCCAAUACUACGAUGAUACUACAAUAAGAUCCCACUCAUUACUGUACAGUAGGAUCCCACUCACUACUGUACAUCACUGAUGGUAUUACAAUUGCACGCUUACUCGCUACUGUACACCAUUGAUGGUACUACAGUAGAAUCACACUCACUACUGGACAUCACUGAUGGUACUACAUUAGGAUCCCACCCAUUACUGUAUAUCACUGAUGGUACUACAUUAGGAUCCCACUCAUUACUGUAUAUCACUGAUGGUACUACAGUAGAAUCCCACUCACUACUGUACAUCACUGAUGGUAUUACAAUAGGAAACACACUCACUACUGUAUAUCACCGAUGGUAGUACAGUAAGAUGCUACCCACUACUCACAUUACUGAUGGUAUAACAGUAGGACUGUGUAUAAUCGAUGUAAGAACUAGUUAUUCUAAUUGUAUAUAAACUAUAUGUUGUGUAACUAAAUGGUGCUAUGAUAUUUCAAUAUAUCAACUAAUUUGCUUUAAAUAAAAUAUAUGUUUGUCAUGUUAUUAUUGUUACUGUAUGGUGUGUUAUAUAGGGCAGUAAAUCGAAAAGGGCACUGCGCCAGAAAUAGAGAAUUCGUCUUUAUUAUUGAAUGUUUUUUUUUGCAAAUAUUUUAGCUAAUGGUUUAGAUACUUAACACAGUCAAAUAUUUUAUCAUUUCCACAGGAUUACUUCCCCUUAAUAUUAGUUUCUCAGCAAGAUUUUUUCCCUUAAUAUUGAUUUCUCAGUAAGAUUGCUUCCCCUUACUACGUAUUUUACAUCAAAAUAACUUCCCCGUAAUACUGACUUAUUGUUUCCGACAGAGGUUUAUUUAAAGAAAGUAUUAGAAUACUCUCGUCGCAACGUAAUGUGUUUGCUGGGAUACACUGUGUUCCCUGUAUAAAUAAAUAUAUCCUCUGAUGUAACUAUAAUGUACAUAAUAUGUCCUAUAUUAUAAAAUGUCGUCAAUAUUGUAUAUAAACUACUGUAUUAUAUUAUAAAACAGCAUGAUAUACAAUAAAACAAUAUAACAUACAA